AUGGAACUCUUUACGGGAAAAAGCUCAGCAAAAUACUUUUGGAUCACACUAACUGUGGCUAAACUUAUACUUUUGUGGAAAUGGGACAUGGCUUUACUUGUUGGUUUCUCCAUGUACUUGAUAUCUGGUGGAUGGCGUUAUGCUCGCGCGUGUAUUGUUACUCUUCCUCGCGAUCUUAUGGCCUUGUAUAUUCUUAUACGUAUAUACACAUUCCUUUGGUUUGCUCAGUGGCGCAAAUUUGGUAUAAGAGAUAUCUUCGCUAGCAUAGUUAAGCGAAAGGGUCGUGAUACUGUGGCUAUCCUUCAUGAAGAUACCAAAUGGACCUUCGGCGAAGUUGACGACUACUCAAACCGAAUUGGUAAUUUCUUAGUUUCAAAGGGAUGCAAACUGCAAUCUAGUAUUGCCCUUUUCAUGGAUAGCCAACCCAAAUACAUUGGAAUCUGGUUGGGAGCUGCCAAGGUUGGUCUCGCAACUGGUUUGAUUAAUUCAAAUGUCCGACGUGAUGCUCUUGUGAGCUGUCUUUCCCAAUUGAAUCCACAAGUCGUCUUUGUUGGAGCGAGUUUAGUGCCUGCUAUAGUAGAAGCUGGAUUAGUCCCCGAAGGUUCUCUUCCUGAAGGUCACGAUGUGGUCAUUUUUCCACCAGCUUGCAAUGCAAAGACUCUUUGGGGAUCGGAAAUUGUUGCUGCCCAAAUCACCCAUGCCAAAUUGUCAGAGGUUGCCAGUUCCAGUUCCUCCACCCCUCCCCCCGUCAUGAAAGAGCCAAAAAUUACCGAUACUCUUAUAUACGUGUUCACUAGCGGAACAACCGGUCUUCCUAAGGCAGCUAUUAUAACUUUCACCCGGUACGUUUUCAUGUCGACCGCAAUUCACUACCUCUGUCGAAUUCGACGGGAUGAUGUGCUUUACAUUCCUCUUCCCAUCUACCAUACGGCAGGUGGCAUUGUUGGUGUUGGUCAAAUGCUUUGCUGUGGUGUUAGAAUUGCCCUUCGAACUCGAUUCUCUGCUUCGAAGUUUUGGUCCGAUUGCAUCAAAUUUGAUGCCACCGUGAUUCAGUAUGUAGGAGAAACACUGCGCUAUCUUCUUUUACAACCAGAGAGAUCAGAAGAUACUCAACAUAAGGUUCGCCUAGCUAUUGGAAAUGGUGUUCGGCGUGACAUUUGGGUUGACUUCGUGAAGAGAUUCAAUCUUGAACAAAUUGGCGAGUUCUACGGUGCCACAGAGUCCAAUUCAAAUCUGUGUAAUACUCAAAACCGGAUUGGUUCUCUUGGCUUCUCUUCUGUCAUUUUACCCUGGGCCUACCCUGUACUUCUUGUCAAAACUGAUCCAGAAACUGGAGAAGUACUUCGCGAUCCAAAAACUGGUCUCUGCCAAUUAUGUGAUUAUGGCGAAGUCGGCCAACUUGUAGGCCUUAUCAAGCGAUCAAGCCCCAUCCGAAACUUUGAAGGUUACAUCAAUCAAAAAGAAACUUGUCGUAAAGUUAUCUCCAAUGUAAAAUGCUUUGGUGAUCAAUACUUCCUUUCAGGUGAUCUCUUGGUUCAAGAUGAGUUUGGCUACUUCUACUUUAUUGAUCGUCUCGGUGAUACCUUCCGUUGGCGUGGUGAAAAUGUCUCAACAACUGAGGUUGAAAACCUGGUUGCCAAGACCCUGAAUUUUGCUGACUGUGCAGUUUAUGGUGUUAAGGUGUCGGGUAAUGAAGGUCGGGCCGGUAUGCUUGCCUUAGCUCUCAAUAAUAAAGAUGGCUUGGAGAGUGGAAAACAUAUAGUCAGUCAGGAGGCACGUGAAGCUGAAAUUUUGCAACAUUUGGCUGAUGCGUUUGGCAAACAGUUGCCUCAGUAUGCCCGUCCACUCUUUGUCCGAUUUAUGAAGGCACUUGAUACUACAGGCUAUCAUUCAUUUUCUCUUCUAGACACUUUUAAAUUCAAGAAGGUGAGCAUGAUGAAGCUCGGUUUUGACAUUACGGCAACCAACGACCACAUCUAUUACCUAAAUGUAAAGUCUAAUACAUACCAUCCCUUGGAUAUGGAGACGUAUAGCAAUAUCUUGGCUAACAAAGUGAGAUUCUAG
This is a messenger RNA of Rodentolepis nana, 2064 nucleotides long. Lineage: Eukaryota; Metazoa; Platyhelminthes; Cestoda; Cyclophyllidea; Hymenolepididae. The record is from the annotation of a GenBank genome assembly.